UAUUCAAACCCCCAGGCCACCUACUAUGCAACGGAGAAUUCCCACCCGGUAGCUUUGGGCAUGAUGACUCUCUGGCAGACCGUGACAAGCGCAGGCUCGCCUAGCUUGCUAGCAAUUGAUACUAUCAAUGGCUCCACGUAUUUCUCGCUCGACAUCACCGAAGGGAGCGAGACGAAAAAAUCCGUUUUAUGGGCUCGGAAUCAAAGUGGUUGACAGACAAAUCACCCAGCUAGAGCUAUACGUGAACCGCUCCCGUGGUGACCACGGGUUCAGCGCCGCGACCUUCAACCCGAAUGACACGCUAUCGGUUACCGUCGCGGAUGAUUGCCAACUCACCGAGGAAGGGCUGGAGUGUCAUCGACCCUGGCCGGGAUGGAGAUGGCUCGACUACUCCGCUGGGAUGUAGCUGGAGAACUGAUCGACCUGCUGAUGCGGAUGCACGGCUUGACCUGGUCAUUGACGAGCAAUACGGUAUCGUUGUUACUGGCGCCAUCAUUCCAGGCAAGAUCUACCCCGAUGGGAAAAUAUCUGCCUUCAUAUAUAUGCAUCGGUCAGUUUCGGACAUUUCAGGGUCCAUCGGCGAGUCCAUCUGGGAUUCCCGCAGUUGCCUGAAUUCUAUCUUCAUACAGAAGAUAGUAUGUAUUCCAGCCUAGCUACAUAUAGCUCAAGCGAACUAAUAUUGACAGGGAACUAGUGUUUCUUAACUACUGAGAACGUGAUUCUCCAAGAAUUCGUUCAUCCAAAGAACUCCAGACUGAGAUAGCGAGAGAUUUGAAAGUGGUUUGUUGUUGUUGUUGUUGUGCGGAAACACUCCCGUCCACUCAAGAAUAUUCUUCGUAACAGAAAGCCGCGAGGAAGUCACCGGUUGGUCCUGUGUCUGCUCCAUGCAGUGCAGGCAGGCUUGGAUG
Aspergillus saccharolyticus JOP 1030-1 is the source of this 908-nucleotide messenger RNA. RefSeq lists its product as uncharacterized. NCBI's taxonomy places the organism in Eukaryota, Fungi, Ascomycota, Eurotiomycetes, Eurotiales, Aspergillaceae. The transcript has a single exon. The record is from RefSeq and is a predicted model, not a curated record. Bases 294 to 653 code for a protein of 119 amino acids.